Messenger RNA from Schistocerca serialis cubense, 2985 nucleotides. RefSeq names its product glycogen-binding subunit 76A (gene Gbs-76A). The coding region runs from base 26 to 2260 and encodes 744 amino acids. Gene Ontology annotation, cellular component: protein phosphatase type 1 complex. The transcript has 5 exons. Gene Ontology annotation, biological process: regulation of glycogen biosynthetic process. Gene Ontology annotation, molecular function: protein phosphatase 1 binding; glycogen binding. Lineage: Eukaryota; Metazoa; Arthropoda; Insecta; Orthoptera; Acrididae. The record is from RefSeq and is a predicted model, not a curated record.
UGACACGGCGGUACACGGCGGUCGGAUGGUCCCGAUGGACCGCUUGUGGCCUGAAGACGGAGUGCUCACCUGUACUGCUGGUUCGAUGUCUGGGGAGCGCAUGACGGCGGAGCAGCAGGGGCAGGCGCCGCCCCCGCAGCCGGAGCAGUCGCCGUCGCACCAGCCGCAGCAGUCCUCGUGCGGGCUGGGCUCGCUGUUGUCGGCCGGCUGCCGCGGCCGCGCAGAGGCGUUCGCGCGCCGCCUCAGCCGCCGCCUGCAGACGCUGGGCAUGGGAGGCGGCGCGGGGGCGGCGUCCGCCGACGAGGAGCGACCCUUCUGGGCAGCGCCGCCCUCGCAGCCGCAACCACUGGCGCCGGUACAGGUGCAGCUGGGGCGCGUGCCCUCGGACACCGACGUCUUCUACGAUCCCGUGGACAGCCCUGUGGAAGUGGCGCCGCCUGCGGCUGUGGCAGCCCCACUGCAGACCUGUUCUUCAGACAGUGACAGCUCUGAGGUGCUGUUCUUCGACCCCGAGUCGAGCACGAGCAACUGCAGCAGCGCCGGCGAGGAUGAGGCGUACGCGGCGUACAACGGGCGCGCCGCCUCCUCCGGCUCGGAGUCGACGUCGACGUCGACGUCGACUUCGGACACGGGCACGCUGUCCGGCCUGUCCAGCAGCUCCUCCAGCGCCGUGCACGUUCAGCUGCCGGGGCACGCCAGCGCCAGCGACGAUAGCAGAUCGACCAGGACACCGAGUGAAGAGACCCGGUCGUCUCCUCGAUCGCAGUCGGCAAGCGACGACAGUCGACCCCUGAGCGAGCUGUCUGCGCUCGAACCGACGCCGAGCUCGUAUUCCACGAUAGAAGAUUCGGUCGCCACGGCAGAGUUUUCCGUCUUGGAGGACGGAGUGCCCCCUGAGUCGGACAGGCUGAAGGGGAUGCCAGAAGAGGAGGCGGAGGAGGCGCUGAGUGCAGUCGUGAGGCGGCUGGGACUCACCAACGGCGAAGCUGGACGCGGCGGGUGCGACUGCGUAGUGCGCCUCCAUAAUGGCAAGUGCGUCAUCCACCACAACAGUCUGCGUAACGGAAGAGACGCGUUGCACCACCGGCCCGGGAGCGAAGUCGACCGCCUCAAAGUCUCGGACCACCAGGAGGACAGUAACGGAGCGGCACUGAACGGAGAUUCGGAGACUGAAUACGAGAGGACAUUUGUGUCCGUCGACUUGCAGAUGAACUGUCAGUUAGACGCUGAAGCCGAAGCGCCGGUGGAAGAGGGAGGAGUUACGGACGACGACGGCCCGCGUGAGCGGAUUAGCGAGGAGAAGUCGGCAGAGAACCUGCGUGCACUGUGUGAAGAAGCCUCUGGGGAACGUGAGGAGAGGCACGAAGAGGCGACGAACGGUGUGUGCGUCGAAGCGGACGCCUCGCAGCAGGUGGAGUGCCGCAUCGUGGUGAGCCCCGAACCGGAGGACGAAGCGGAGGCGCAACAGGAGAAGGAACGGCCUCCCGUCAACGGCAGCGGCAGCGCCUCUAACGACGAGGACGACGACUCGCGGCCGCAGCGUGUCCGCCGCUGCUCGUCCCUAAAGAGCGGCAAGACUCCCCCUGGCACGCCGGGCCGCAAGAAGAUCGUGCGCUUCGCCGACGUUCUCGGCCUCGACCUGGCCGACGUGCGCACCUUCCUCGACGAGAUCCCCAAGAUCCCCAGCUCCGCCUACGACGACCUGCGCGACGUCGACCUGGGCACCUCGGCGCCCAGCUUCCUGCCGGCGCCGACGACGACUAUACUGGGAGAUUCCCAGCAGCAGUCGUUCGCGUUCCCCACCGCCCGCACGCUGGUGCCCCUGUUCCAGCAGCCUUGGACGCAGCCGGACUUCUUGGACCGUGUGCGCGACAGACAGGUGUGCCUGGAGAGCGCCACGCUGCAGGACCCGGCGCUGCUGUCGCUGAGCGGCGUGGUGCGCGUGCGCAACCUGGACUUCCACAAGUCGGUGCACGUGCGCUACACGAUGGACGGCUGGCGCACGUGGGCCGACGUGCAGGCGCGCUACGUGGACGGCUCGUGCGACGGCUUCUCGGACCGCUUUUCGUUCGUGGUGUACGCGGACGCGCUGCCCGCCGGCGGCCGCCUCGAGCUGGCCGUGCGCUUCCAGUGCCGCGGCGCGCAGUUCUGGGAUAGCAACGGCGGCGCCAACUACGCCUUCCAGUGCGUCGCCUCCGCCGCCGCCCCCGCGGUCGAGCCGCUGAGCCCCGUCGACGACCGCUGGCCGUCAUUCUACUAGCGGCCCCCGGCGUCGCGCCACCGCCUCCAAAGCGACGUCACGGCGCCGGCCGCUACCCGGCGAGACACCUAGCGGCGCGGCUCGCAACCCGCCCGCAAGGCUCCGCUACUCAGCAGCCUACAACUUCGUACAUAACCACCAUUGUAUACCCUCGCCUUCUGCUGUCACAUUUUAAGCCGAAUGUAAAGUAUUGUUGAGUUACUCUCAGCGUAACAAAAGUGAGAGUGGGACGCGUGCUAUGGCAACUGACAAAUUGAAUAAUCAUUCGGGAAGCGUUCCGCCAGAAAAUUCUUCGUGGUGUAACUUCAUUAGAAACUCAAUUAGUUUGAGGGCCUAAACAGCAGCAUCAGCUGUUUCCUAGUUAAUGCAAACGCUGCGUAAAAACGAAUAUUUAAUCAUCUCAAUGUGGAAAAAGUAUAACGAGAAUGCUAAUUCGACACGCUUAUUCAGCUCCGUACAAUUCUCAUAGAAACAGUAUCUGAACAGAAACAGAAGUUAUUGUGUUAUUCCCGAAACACCGAGAAAGAUUGAGAGUGGAUGGUACAUACGUGACAAGUAUCCCAUAUUCUAAGAUAAAUUAAUUGAUAGAAAGAUAUUUUUGCACAAAAGCGCGUGUUAGGCUGAUAUAUCAUUUUCGAAGAUAGUAUGUUUUAUGGCAAUCGGGAGAUCUAAAGCGCAUGAGAUACUAUGGUUGUGCGGCUGUGUGGGGAGAAGACGGAGAGAGG